AUGGACAUACUCACAGAGUUCUACCCUGAGUAUGAACAUAUCCUGAUAUAUGACAACGUGCCCAUGCAUCUCAAACACCCUGAAGGGUCACUUUCGGCACAUCAUAUGCCAAAAUUCACUCCAAAGGAAGGUCACAACUGGGGGAUUGAGGUCACCAAGCAUGAUAAGGAUGGAAAGACAAUGCAUCACCCAAACAGGUCACUAGAAAAGGAGAAGAUUAAAAUGUCUGACACAAGAUUUGCCAACGGAACGCCCCAGCCCCUCUAUUUCCCUGAAAAUCACCCCUGCACUGGUGUGUUCAAAGGCAUGGCAAUCAUUUUAGAGGAACACAGCUUAAAUGACAAGGCAAAACUAUGCACAGAAUGCAAGGGCUUCAAUUGUGCACCUCCAGCUAUUGAUUGCUGUUGUCACCAGGUGUUAUACAAUCAGCCGGACUUUGCACAUGUAACAACAAUUCUCGAAAACACCUGCAAUGCUAGGGGAUUCUGUGUCAUCUAUCUACCCAAAUUCCACUGCGAGUUGAAUUUCAUUGAGCAGUGUUGGGGCUAUGCAAAAAGAAUCUAUCGUUUAAACCCACCAUGCUCUCGUGAAGACCAGUUUGAGAAGAAUGUCUUGGUGGCAUUGGAUAGUAUUCCCCUGGCAUGCAUGCAAUGGUUUGCAAACCGGUCAUGCAUAUUUAUGGAUGCAUACACAAAAGGUCUAAACGGCAGACAGGCAGCGUGGGCUGCAAUAAAAUACAAGGGCCACAGAAUCCUUCCAGAAAGUCUCAUGACUGAUUUGGAAAAGUCUGGAGUAAGUUGA
Molecule: messenger RNA, 801 nt
Organism: Laccaria bicolor S238N-H82
Lineage: Eukaryota; Fungi; Basidiomycota; Agaricomycetes; Agaricales; Hydnangiaceae
Exons: 2
Coding region: 1-801 (266 amino acids)
Molecular function (GO): nucleic acid binding
Source: RefSeq, a predicted model, not a curated record